Seriola dumerili (greater amberjack) is the source of this 2645-nucleotide messenger RNA. RefSeq names its product caspase-1-like. Bases 144 to 1331 code for a protein of 395 amino acids. The transcript has 8 exons. NCBI's taxonomy places the organism in Eukaryota, Metazoa, Chordata, Actinopteri, Carangiformes, Carangidae. The record is from RefSeq and is a predicted model, not a curated record. Gene Ontology annotation, molecular function: cysteine-type endopeptidase activity. Gene Ontology annotation, biological process: regulation of apoptotic process; proteolysis.
CCAGGAAACAUCGUUCAACUCGUGCGCAUUACGCACCCGUCCCACCACACGCAAACUACUGGAAAUCAGAAACUUGGAAGUUUUUAAAAGUUCUUUGAAGACUUCAGAUUAAACAGCCCUGUGUGUGAUACGAGAAUUGUGCAAUGGCAGAUGAGCUUUUCAGGGUGAGGACUGAGUUUGCGGCGAGGGUGUCACUUGCUCUAAUUAAGGAGCUCCUAGACGACCUCUUGAAAGCUAAAAUCGUCAACGAUGGGCAGAGUGAGUCAAUACUUGAAGAGAACCCUACCAGAGCAGACAAGGCACGCGGCCUCAUUGACACAGUGAGGAGGAAAGGAGAUGCAGCCAGCAGGGUGAUGAUCGCUCACCUUCACAGAAGAGAUCCUGAACUUUACUCUCAACUGGGCCUGGGCUGUGGUCAGCCUGCUCCACCAGCUGCAGAGCCGCAGACUAAGCAGGAGCGGUCAACCUCGCUCAUCUCUACCGCUAAGGAAUUCUGGGAGAAGAAACAGAAUGAUAGAGAUGUUUACCCUGUGACCAAAGAUAAUAUUAAAAGUCGUGUGGCCCUGCUAAUCACUAAUAUAAGGUUUACCGAUGAGAGACUUAACAGAACGGGAGCUGAGAAAGAUGAGGAGAACAUGGAGAAACUGCUCAAAGCUCUGGGAUACGAUGUGAUGAAGUGCACAAACCUCACUGGAAAGGGGAUUGAUGAGGCUUUAAUUAAGUUCUCUAAACAGGAAAAAGUCAAAGAGACAGACAGUGUGUUGGUGGUUAUCAUGUCUCAUGGGAAACUCGGAGCUGUCCUUGGUGUCAACUCAAAAAUUCAAAUAUGUGAUGAUGAGACCCCAUCUACCCCAGAUGAGUUCUCCAUCGACAACAUUUACAAACACUUGGGAACAGACAAAUGUCCAGUGCUGCUGAACAAACCCAAAGUCAUCAUCAUCCAGGCCUGCAGAGGAGGCGAGCGUGGAUCUGUGCUUCUUUGCGAUGGUGCAAAACCAUGUGAUGUCCCACAGCAAGGUCCGUCUGCUUCUGCAGCCGAAGAGGACAUAGAGGAUGAUUCUUUGAAGUUUGUACACAAAGAAAAAGACUUCAUUUCUCUUCUCUCCUGCACCCCUGAUACUGUCUCAUAUAGACACCCAGAACACGGGUCUAUUUUUAUCCAGUAUGUUGUUGAUGUAUUCAACAAUUGCUCCCAUGAGAAUGAUAUUGAGGAACUUUUCAGAAAAGUCAUGCGACACUUUGAAGAGUUUUCCGCUGGCAGCAAAAGACAAAUGCCGACCAAAGAGAGGUGCACUCUUACAAAACGCUUCUACCUCUUUCCAGGUGUCUGAGAUAGGACUCAAUCCUGUUCAGCACAGCUUUUGUAGCCACAUUUAAAAUCAUGGUUUCAAUUCUUUCAAAGGUGCUAAUCAGUGAAUAGAUAGCAAGCAGGGGACAAAGGGGUCAGGGGGCGCUGGGCCAGAGCCUGUGCACGAAGUGUCUGAUGAGACUUCCUGUUGCAAAGCUAAUCAAAAGACUACAACAAAAAUGCCAAUGACUGGAAAGAGGCACAAAAUGACCACAAACAGAUGCAAACGAAUGCAGAUGCAGAAUGCAGAAUGAUUACAAUGAGAAGCAUUUUGCAUUUCUUUCAGUCUUGGUGUUUGGCCCCUUGGUAGGAGGGCUGGGGGCUUUUUACAUAGUCUCAUAAUUUCAUCCUUGAUAAACCUAAACUUUUUUCUAUUUGUAGUUGAAUCUUUGCUUUUAUAUGUUUAUAUGUCUGACAAUAUGUCCAUCUUUUGAAUUAAUGGAACAUGGGAAUUUUUAUUUUUAAACUUAUAACUGUGAUUGAACAGGUUCGCUCACUCACAAAAAAAAAAAACAUAACACAUUUUAAAGUACAAAAUUAUGAAAUCACUUUGAUUUACUGUGUAGCCAACAGAACAUGUAAGAAGAGUUCCAUGAAGAAUGGAAAUCAAUUCCAGGGCUCAGACAAGCAGCAUAAAGUUUAUGAUAGUUGUGGUAGAUCUCAUUGUAAUUUUACUUUAAUGCAUCCAUGCUAAAACAGUUAAGGAUUUUUUGUUUGCCUUCAUUUGGGCCAGAUUGGGAACAAUAUUGUGUCUUUAUUUUGCUUCAAUUCAUUCAGCACUCCAAUGAGUCAGAUGAGAUGUCUUGAAAAUAUUUUGUUUGUCAUGCUAAAACAAUGAAUGAUUUUUUUCUUAACUUUGGAUGGAAUGGGAAUUUGUACUGUUGUGGGUCUGUUUGCUGAAUAUCUAUAUACACAAAUACAUUUGACUUGAGUGAAUACCUUGUAGCCACAAUUUAAUGCUGUCACACCCACUAGCCUGGUUAAUCAGCAACAGUGGGGCAAAGAUAUAAAAGUGCUUGGUGCUGUGAAGACUGGCACAGUCCACAUUGCGUGGUUGCUAUUUUAUGGUAGUUAUCUGAUAUACUGUAUGUGUUGUAGUUGUUAAUACUUGUAUUACAUUUGCUUGUUUGGUGAUCAAUGCUGAUCUAAGGGGCUACAGAAGCUGUGUUGCUUUGGAUUUGAUUUUGUAUUCUAUUUUGUAGACCGCACAGGCAUUAUCAGUGUAAUCCUGCUAUUGGCACAUGGUGUAUAUGACUGCCCACUGUGCAUUUCCUUCAAUAAAACUCACUGACCUGAG